AUGAAUCGUGAAGCAAGUUCAAGAGUAGUUGACCAAGAAGCUGGCUCAACUCCAUCUACAUUGAGAGCACAAAGGCUGUUUCGAUGUCUCCCUUACGAAAUAGAUCUCAAUCCCCUACGCAUUGUAAUGGCGGAAUUGGUGGGGACAUUCAUUCUAAUGUUUAGUGUGUGUGGGGUCAUAGCCAGUACCCAAUUAUCCGGCGGCCAUGUCGGAUUGCUAGAAUACGCCGCAACCGCUGGAUUAUCGGUGGUGGUCGUGGUUUACUCCAUCGGUCACAUCUCUGGCGCUCAUCUCAACCCUUCCAUUACCAUUGCUUUUGCCGUCUUUGGCGGAUUUCCUUGGUCUCAGGUUCCAUUAUAUAUAACGGCGCAAACGUUGGGGGCAACGGCGGCAACGUUAAUUGGAGUGUCAGUCUACGGAGUAAACGCUGAUCUAAUGGCAACAAAACCUGCUUUAAGCUGCGUUUCUGCGUUUUGCGUUGAACUCAUUGCUACUAGCAUUGUUGUAUUUCUCGCCUCCGCGUUGCAUUGCGGUCCUCAUCAAAAUUUGGGUAAUUUGACGGGGUUCGUGAUUGGAACAGUCAUUUCCCUUGGAGUGCUUAUUACCGGACCGAUUUCAGGAGGGUCAAUGAACCCAGCUCGAUCACUAGGACCCGCGGUGGUGGCAUGGGACUUUGAGGACUUAUGGAUUUACAUGACGGCUCCGGUGAUCGGAGCCAUUAUCGGAGUUUUGACAUACAGAUUAAUUAGCCUCAAAAGCAGGCCUUGCCCUUCUCCACAUUCCCCUUCUGCCCUACUAUCCAAUUAA
Messenger RNA from Arabis nemorensis, 807 nucleotides. The record is from the annotation of a GenBank genome assembly. NCBI's taxonomy places the organism in Eukaryota, Viridiplantae, Streptophyta, Magnoliopsida, Brassicales, Brassicaceae.